Camellia sinensis is the source of this 1593-nucleotide messenger RNA. The record is from RefSeq and is a predicted model, not a curated record. NCBI's taxonomy places the organism in Eukaryota, Viridiplantae, Streptophyta, Magnoliopsida, Ericales, Theaceae.
UUUUCUAUAAAAACCCUAGAAAGUAACAUCGGCUUGCGGCGAGAGAGAGAGAGAGGGGCGAUGUCCGCGUUGUUGAAGCAACGAAAACGGAAGGAUAGAAGGAGAAGAGAUGGGAGUGAAAAUGCAAGAUCCCGAGGGCCCAAAGAAAUUUCAGAAUCAUCUGGUCCUCGUCCUCUUCUUCAAUGGUCGUUUUGUUUUAACGGACAAACUGGAGCUAGAAAUUUUUUUAUAUCUAAAUGGUUCGUCUUCAGUAUUUCAUGGGACGAUUUGAAGGAAGAGUUGCAUAGGAGGAGAAGACGAUUUCAAAGUGUUGUAGGAGACAUUGCCUUUCAACAUGAUCGUCGGCACGAUGGAGAGCGUCGACCGAUGCUGUCUCCAAUCCAGAUCCAUGAUGACUUACUCCCCUUCUCAAUUUCGGGCACCUGCUGGACUACCCUGGGCUCCACUGUCUAUUGUCUUGGUGGCGGUGGUGGUGGCGCCGCUGGUGGUGAUAUUUCUUUGUGUCAGUCUCGGGAAGUCCGCUAUUUUGAUAUUAAUCGUCCCACGGAGGGCUGGAAGGAAGCUCCUCCCAUGAUUAAUCCCAGAUCAGAAGCUAAAGUUGUGGCUCUCGAUGGCAAGUUAUACGUCUUUGGCGGCUCGGAUUGUGGUGGUGAUUGGGCUGAGGUUUUUGAGCCAUGUGGGCCUGAUGGGGGGGUUCAGGGUCAAUGGACAGCUCUACCUUCACCCCCAUCUCGUCGUCUUCCUUUGUCUGAUUGUUUGUUUGCUGCUGCUGGUUCCCCAAAGAAUCAGAAUCAGAAGAUUUUGGUGGGUUCACAACACCCUAGUCUUGUCUAUGAGUUUGAUGUUACUACGCAAUGUUGGGUUCGUCUCAAGUCUGAUAUGGGUUGUUACCUUCGCCUUCGGUGCAGUUUCUGCCAACCUGUGCUAGUUGACAAUACAUUGUAUUGGGUUGAUCGCGAGCUAAAUGCUUACGAUCUCACUGAGAAGAUAUUGUUUUCAGGGCCCAUAGAAGAUUUGUUGAUUCAUGUGCGACUACAGUGUGAUGGUUAUGAUUUUAGGCCAGCCUUUCUUCAUUUGGCUGGUCAGUAUUUCUGUUUGCUUUGGGUUGUUCCUGAUGAAAGCUCGUCCAACUCCUGCCUUCACUGCACGAUAUUCAGGGUUUCUAAAACCACAGACCUCGAUUAUCGCAGAGGCACCCUGAGUGCUUCUGUUUUGUCUUGCCGCUCUUAUCUUCUCGAUCGUCAUUUGAAUUUUGUUGGUGGCCUGCUGCUCUAAUCGUGCGAAUGGAUUGUUGCUGGCAGAAGGGAUGGUGGAUUUUGAAGUGCAUCCAGAAUUUUAAUCUUGCUUCCUUAAUUGUCUUUCACAUAUCUUUUUUAAGGCCAACUCUUACUGGGUGUCACUCACUUAUUCUGGGAAUCUGUGUUAAACCAAUAUUAGUAUUCCGGUGAGUGUGAAAUUAACAUUAGUAUUCUGGCCUUAUGGAGCCAUGCUAGGUACCAAAUGCUGCCUUUGUUAAAGUUGAUCUAUGUUUUCUAUGGUGCAGCACUUUGCAUUGCAUAUAAUAUUAUCUUUAAUUAAAGAGAUGGAAGUUGU